This is a messenger RNA of Acipenser ruthenus (sterlet), 3912 nucleotides long. RefSeq names its product cytosolic carboxypeptidase 6-like. The transcript has 8 exons. Lineage: Eukaryota; Metazoa; Chordata; Actinopteri; Acipenseriformes; Acipenseridae. Gene Ontology annotation, biological process: proteolysis. Gene Ontology annotation, molecular function: metallocarboxypeptidase activity; zinc ion binding. Bases 814 to 1836 code for a protein of 340 amino acids. The record is from RefSeq and is a predicted model, not a curated record.
CAGUAGUGUAUUCAUCGAUUUCCAGUCAAACCCUUUUAAUAUCACGUCAAAGAGACUGAGCCACAAUUGUGACAAUGAGCAGAGUUGACUUUAUCAGUGGAGCAACAACCUGGUGAAAUAUGCAUUAAAACACGGUGCUGAGGCAACAAUUAUGUCUGUUCUGUUAUGGAACUAUACUAGUAGUUCUAUUGAAUUGAUUACAAUAGUGUUCAUUGAUAAAAGUUAUUUUCAAUCAGUACAAUCCACUUUGCAGUACAUGUACUGUAAUUAAAAACAUAAGAGAGCUGUACGCCUACAAAUUGAUAUUAUGCUGUACUCGGCUACCAUACAGCAUAACCAUAUGAUAUAUAAAUAUGAGUGAUAUUACUGGAGUGUGACCAUUAACACAGAGAUAUUACCAGGAGCUUGUCUCCCAUUAUAUUCUGGUUAGGUUAUUGGUCAUAAUAAGUGAAGGAUGACAAAAACAGCAUGUGAUAUUAAGCACGCAUGACUGUGUUGGUUUGUUAAUUUAAGCAGCAUUCUUAAAAAAUAUAAAAAGGUGAAAGAUAACAUUUUUUAAUUUUUUUUUUUUUAUCUGACCUUCUUGUGACUUCAUGCAUUACUUCAAUAUGUUUAUUUACUUCAAAAAUAAAUGUCAACGAACGGGUCUCCGUUAUUUAAGCCAGACACAAACAUCCAGUAUGGCUCUGGGUCAGGGGGACGUGUGUGUUGAAGAGGUUCUAAAUCUCAUUACUGACAUCUGCUGUGUUCUUCUUUCUCCGAGGGUUAUAUUUAACAUUGUGAACUUCAGCAAGACCAAGAGCCUCUACAGAGAUGGGGAUGUCUCCAGUGGUGAAAUCAACCAGUCGACCAACAUGGCAAAGGCUUCCAGCAAAAAACGUGUACUACUACCGGUGUCCAGACUACCGGAAGAACUACGUCAUGUCCUUUGCCUUCUGCUUCGACAAGGAAGAUUACACGUACCAGUUCGCGUACUGCUACCCGUACACCUACUCACGCCUCCAGCACUAUCUGCACAGCCUGGAGAAGAGGAACCUGGACUAUUUCCAGAGGGAGCUGCUGGGACUCAGUGUGCAACAGCGACGGCUUGACCUCCUGACUGUAACGAGUCGAGCUAACCUGAGGCCUGGGGCUGAUAAGAAGGUGAUGUUCCUCACAGCUCGUGUCCACCCAGGGGAUUCUCCAGCUUCUUUUGUCUGCCAAGGUGUGAUUGACUUACUGGUGAGCCAGAAUCCAGUGGCCAGGGUCCUGAGGGACCACGUGGUGUUCAAGAUUGUGCCCAUGCUAAACCCGGACGGGGUCUAUCUGGGGAACUAUCGGUGUUCUCUGAUGGGCUUUGACCUGAACCGUCAUUGGCAGGACCCCUCCCCCUGGGCCCACCCCACCCUGCACGCUGUCAAGCAGCUGAUCGUUGGGAUGAAUGGCGACCCUAGGGUGAACCUGGAGUUCUACAUCGACGUGCACGCACACUCCACCAUGAUGUACAGCUUCAUGUACGGCAAUGUCUUCGAGGAAGAGGAACGAGUCCACAGACAGGCUGUCUUCCCCAGACUGGUCUGCCACAACGCUCCCGACUUCUCCUUCUCAAACACUUCCUUUAACCGCGAUGUUAUGAAUGCGGGAACUGGGCGUCGCUUCCUGGGCGGUCUCCUUGACGACACAUCCUACUGCUACACACUGGAGGUGUCCUUCUACAGUUACAUGGCAGGGGUCAACAGUGUGCCUGUCCCCUAUACUGAGGAGACCUGUAUCCUUCUACACAAUGGACAAACCCUGAACUGCCCUUUCACCUGGGCUUACUGUAUAUGUGAUAAAAUUAUGCUUGCUCCUUUUUGACAUUUAUGUUUCAGGCGCUCCCAAAAUAAUGUAAUAAAUCACUCCCUUUUAGAGUAUUUAUUACUGAGCUGACUCAGUUUGAAAAUUCAAGACAUUGGUUUAUUCUGCAAUGGCUUCCAGGGGCUUUGCUACUAAAUGCAAUCAUUUUCAAUGGAUUUCUUGUUUCUGACAAGCAGCUUACCAAGAUAUUGGUGUUUAAUUGGCCUUUGUGAUUUCUUCUAUAUGAAAUGGGUGUAAUGAAUGUAGGGUUCUUCAUUUUUCCCCUCAGGUAUGAGUUGGCUUAUAGACAACAUUUUGUGUACAGCCAUAAUGAGACGAGGUGAAAAGUCAUUAGGAGCUGUGUGAUCUUGUACAGUAUCGUGACGCAGGACAAUAUAGAAAUACGAGUCAUCUCGCGCAGGAAAUGCAGUGCUAUAGCUUGUGAUAUACAGUGAUUUCAGUAUAGCUGUGACUUCAGAUAGAGCUCUGUGUAGCAGCUCAGUAGCGUCUUUCAUUAGAAAAGGAGUACACCUCAGGAGUAAAUAGCUCUGCUGCUUUAACAGUUUUGUUUGCUUUCUAUUGAACAUUGAGAUAAACUAUAACCAUUUUCUAUAUAGUCCUCACAAACAAUCGUUUUGAGCUCAAUUCACAGUGAAAUGUAGAGGGCUGAGUCACAGCCUAGUCUUUAAUUUCCUGAUUCCAAAAUGUUCUGUGUCUAGUCAACCCCAUGCUGACUCCAUGCUAUGCAUUUUUCAUACAUGUGUUGAGCGAUCUAAUGCUGAAUAACUUUUUCGUAUUCACAGCUGCUGCUGUGUGAAUAUUUUUUUGAGAACAAGUUAUUGAGAGUAUUUGAACCUGGGGAUAUAGGGAGGUAAUUGCUUUGUGGUAGGACUUUACAGAGUAGGUUUAUCCAGCAGAAUUAAAAGAUUGAAAUACUGCAUGCCACUUAAAAGAAAAGAAAAAUAAAUAAGAGUUAUGAAGAUAUACAUUUUUUUUUUUUUAAAUAGCACAAUAUUUUCAAGAAUAGAGGGACCAAUGUUAAGGCUUUUCAUACUUUUUAAAGUAAGAAAAUGAUUAACUCUCCUUUAAAACUUAGUAUUGGAGCAACAGAGCUGAUAUCCCCUCCAAAAUAACUGAAAGAUUAAAAAUAUAAUGUUAAAUUGUACGUAAGUCUCCCACACCCUCACACGAGCACGGACAGUGACUCGCACAUGCUUAUGUGCUCACAAUGUAAAGCCAAAGUGCCCUCUAGUGUGAAUAAACAGGCAAAGUUUUCUUCUCUCUGCUGUGUGUCAGACUGUCAUGAGGGUAAACCAAGGCUUCAUAGCAUGUAUUAUCCUGUAAAAGUUUACCACAGUCAUUUUCCGUUUUUUACAUGCCCACCAUGAUUUGCCUUUUUUUUCUUUUUUUUUUUUAAUGCUUUACCAUACACCUCUGGUCUUUACAAUGUAUCCCUAUGCUUUACAUUAAAAGCUAUUUACAUUAAAAAAUAAUGUGAUAUCUUGUAACAGUUGUAAGUCACCCUGGAUAAAGGCGUCUGCUAAGAAAAUAAAUAAUAAUAAAUAAUAAUUACCGUGCCUCCACUGUGCGUCAUUACACUUCGCUGUGCUUUUACUCUGGGAAACUUUUAUAAGAGGAAAUGUAAUUAGGAAAUGAUUCACUGAAAUCGAUUCUCCCCAGCUUGAACAUUUAAAGUAGUUCUAACUUUCAUUUUCAUUUUUUUUAGUGCCUGAUCAAUGUAACAUUACCAGUAGCGUAAAGGUGAAGCUGUCGAAACUGUUCCUUUAAUUUUUAGACUGCUGCACCCGACACAUACUGUGAAGCUCUCAUGUAUACUGUAAAAUCAAUCGCUUUAUUGAUCAGUCACAAAUUAGAUGCAAAUGAAAAUUUAAAAAUAGCCUUUUUUUCUUCAUGACUUUAGUUUAACCCUAUGUAUCCAGUCACAACACUAUGAAUUGAAUGUAUUUGGUUUCCUUCCUAUCUUUCUUAAAUUUACAGACAGAAAUAAACAGACUAGGCACCCUAAAACCUUUAGCUAUUUUAUUUUCAUAACCUUGGACCACAAAUCUGUAUAAAGACCCGCUACUGUUCAGAUCA